Messenger RNA from Trichomycterus rosablanca, 1159 nucleotides. It is a transcript of the gene lrrc18b, whose product is annotated as leucine rich repeat containing 18b. Gene Ontology annotation, molecular function: protein binding. The record is from RefSeq and is a predicted model, not a curated record. Lineage: Eukaryota; Metazoa; Chordata; Actinopteri; Siluriformes; Trichomycteridae. The transcript is spliced from 3 exons. The coding region runs from base 293 to 1057 and encodes 254 amino acids.
UGUGGAAAGCCAUAAGAGUCAUAAAUCAAGGCUGGAGAUCGAUUUUCCCAUCUUCAGGGAAUCAGGAAAUGGCAUGGCUGUGAUGUGCUGAUAGAACAAACUCGUGUGUUUUCUUUUAUUUAUUGUAGGUCAAGUUGUUUUGAGGUCAGUGAGAAAGGCUAAUUCAUUAUUCACGAGGAAGAUACCUCAGGAGAAUGAAGAGCCGCAAAGAGGACUAGGAACGUCUAAGAGCUCCAGACGUGAACCUUGUGGUGGAAGAUCUGCUGUGGAUAGACGCUGAUACAACAGCCAAAUGGCGAAGGGCAAAAGAAAAUCGAAGGAGUCCACGGGCCGGAAAAUCACGUUCAAGAUGGCGAGAAGCGCCGUGAAGCUGACGGUGGACGGCAAGCGGCGUUUAGACCUCAGCAACAUGGAGAUCGCCGCGUUUCCCAAAUGCAUCCUGCAGCUGUGCGACGUGGACGAGCUGGACCUGAGCCGCAACAAGCUCAAGAAGAUUCCCGACUCGAUCCGCAAGUUCGCCAACCUGCGCCUGUUAGACCUGCACAGCAACCAUCUGGAGGAGCUUCCACAGGCCAUCGGGAGCCUGAUGAAACUCCAGAACCUCAACGUGUGCAACAACAGGCUGACCACGCCCGGGAUUCCACAUGAGCUCGGGCUCCUCAAGAACCUCCGGAGCCUUAACCUGGGCAUGAACCAGAUCGACACGCUUCCUCGGGUUUUAUCCGGCCUGAUGGAGCUUCGCCAGCUCGGGCUCUUCAACAACCUUUUGACUCGUGUCCCGCUCUGGCUCCAGAAGUUACCCAACCUUCAAACGGUCAACAUCAAGGAGAACCUACUGCCUUCUGAAGAUCCGGUGAAACCGAGCGAGGUUCGAAAGGUGGAGUGUUUGUACCUGGUCAGGGAGGGCUGCCUGUGUUGUGAAUGUCUUGAGAAGUGCAAGGAAGAGAGAGGCAGGAUAGACCAAAGGAUCCAGAGUGAAGGUCCGGGUCAGAGAAGGUGCAUCGCUAGGAUGGUGACGACCCUCUCAGCACAGGAUGAUCAAGCUGUGAGAAGAUGAUCAGGGCGGUUUUUCGGGGGAAUUCUGGGUAAAGCUUUAUUAAAGGGUGAUAUGCAUACCAACAAUAGUCUUAUUAAUCAAUAAAUACAAGCAAUUUAUGAA